AUGCACCACACUGAAGAAGACUUGAAGACUGAUGGGAAUAAACCACAGCUGGAGCCGAUACUCCAACUGAGAGAGCAGUUGUCCGGUUCAUCCGAUAAAUUAAGCCAUGAAGAUUAUCAAAAACUGGAGGAGUGGAACUGGGACGUCCCAGAUCGAGUAGACCGGUGCGUACAUGAAAUCAUUCAGGAACGGUGUUUGGCUCAGCCAGAUGCACCGGCUGUCUGCGCAUGGGAUGGUACUUUCACCUAUCGAGAACUGGACGAGCUCUCAAACACGUGGGUCACGCACCUGACCAGAUAUGGUGUUGGCCCCGAGGUAUUUGUGCCACUCUGCUUUGAAAAGUCGCGCUGGACGACCGUGGCCAUGAUUGCGGUCAUGAAGGCUGGAGGAGCAUUUGUGUUGCUGGAUCCAUCUUACCCAGAAAUGCGGCUUCGCAGUAUCUGCUCAACAAUCUCAGCUGAGCUGAUUGUGGCAUCGGUGCAGAACGAAGCCAUGGCCGCCAGGCUAGCAAGAUUUGUGGUCACAAUUGGGCGUGAUCAGUCAACCAUGGGCAAAGAUGAUCGGCCCAGGGCCGCUCUACUAGUGACUCCCGCCAGUGCAGUAUAUGCUGUGUUUACUUCAGGUUCCACGGGCAUGCCGAAGGGGGUGGUGAUGACACAUGCGGCCUUCAACUCUGGCGUGUUGCCUUACAAUCAAGCAUUGAAUCUGGAGAAUGAUGUUCGGAUCCUCCAAUUCGCAUCCUAUGCAUUUGACGCAAGCAUCAUCGAUAUUUUCGCUGCCUUUCUCUCUGGCGCAUGUAUCUGUAUACCGUCAGAUCGAGCCCGGAAUGACAACAUCGCUGCCUUUAUCCAGGAAUAUAAUGUCAACUGGGCCCACUUGACCCCGUCCGUCCUGGCGGUCCUGGAGCCAGAACGAGCUCCCUCCCUCAAAACACUGGUCGUGGCAGGCGAGGGGAUUUCUCCCGCGGCGGUCUUGAGAUGGACCCCGCAUGUUCGCCUUGUUUUUGGCUAUGGACCCUCGGAAUGUGCGGGGCUCGGCGCUAUUCAAGACCGAAUUGAGCCAGGAUCCGAUGAGCGCAAUAUCGGGCGGGCAAUCACAUGUGUGCCUUGGAUCGUUGAUCCCGAUGACUAUAGCCGGCUGCUUCCUGUCGGAGCCGUGGGGGAACUGGUGAUUGAGGGCCAUACGGUGGGGCGGGAGUAUAUCAACAACCCCGAGAGAUCAGCCGCCGCGUUCAUCGAACCGCCCAGUUGGUUACAGCAAUUCCGGGAACUUCACCCAGCAAAUGCUGCGCGGUUAUACAAGACAGGAGACCUAGUUCAAUACACCUCUGAUGGAACCCUUCGUUUCAUCGGCCGGAAAGAUACCCAAGUCAAGCUUCGUGGCCAGCGGAUUGAGCUCGGAGAUGUGGAGCACCAUAUGCGGCGGUGCUUUCCCCACGCCCGGGACGUCGUGGCUGAACUUGUGACGCCAACUGAGACUGGACGAGUCCCGGUCCUCGUGGGCUUUGUCUGGGAGGACCAUCCCAGUUAUCCAGAAAACAACCGGAAAUGGAAUACGUGCGAUCCGGAGAACGGUCUGGAAGAUAUUCUUGCCGCACCCUCAGACAGCUUCCGUGCCGCGUCCCAGACGGCCAAGUCAUUCCUUAACGAGACAAUACCCGGGUAUAUGGUGCCGGGAAUAUUCCUGCCCCUGACUGCAAUCCCCCUGGCUAAGUCAGGUAAAACCGACCGGCGGCAGCUCCGCGAGCGUGCAGCAGCUCUAUCGCAGUCCGAGCUUGAGGCGUACAGCAGCUCGAGAUUGGCCAAGCGACAGCCUGCGACGCCCGCAGAGAGCACGCUCCAGCGACUGUGGGCCUGUGUUCUCCAGAUUCCUCUGGAACGCGUUGGAGCAGAUGAUCAUUUCUUUCGCCUUGGCGGCGACUCGAUCAGGGCGAUGCAGCUGGUUGCCGCCGCACGCGCAGACGGUUUCUCCCUGGCCGUGGCCGAUAUAUUUAAUUCUCCACAGCUUUCCCAGCUGUCACAUCUCCUUCAAAAAUUGUCCGAUCUAAACACAGAUCUCAUCGCUCCGUUCUCUCUCCUUGAUUCGGCUGUAAGUGUGAUUCUCGACUUGGCCGUUGAACAAUGCCAAGUAUCCUCGGACCAGAUUGCGGAUAUUUAUCCCUGUACGGCAUUGCAGGAGGGUCUGAUGGCCCUAACAGCGAAGAGGGCCGGCACUUACAUAGCCCAUUUCUCCUACUCCUUAGCUCUCGGUGGCGGUAGCGAUGUCGAUAGUGAUGUCGAUCGGUUUCGUGCCGCUUGGAAUGCAGUAGCUCGGGCGAACCCAAUCCUGACGACUAGGAUGGUUCAGAGCGAUACGGGAAUUUUCCAAGUAGUGGUGAAGGAUCAUAUCCCGUGUCCCAUUUAUGUCGAUGAGGAAUCCUAUAAUGCGGCCCAGGAGCAGCUUGUCACUGGCUUCAGGCUGGGAAAUCCAUUGGUCGCCAUGGCUAUCGUUAAGCAAGCUGACGGACCUGGAUCAUGUCGAUUCGUGCUGUCCAUGCACCACGCUAUAUACGAUGUGUGGUCCCUGCCGCUUCUCCUCGAGCAAGUAGAGGUAGCAUUUUGGGGGACACCUUUAACAACCCAGCCAUUCAGCCCCUUUAUAGCCUAUUUAUCGGAGCGCAAAGCUGCUACCGCCAGUUUCUGGGAGGAUGAAUUCGAUGGUCUGGAUACGGUCCACUUCCCGUCACUGCCGUCAUCUAACCAUACCCCAACCCCAACCAAGACACUUACGCGCACCAUUCCGCUGUCGCAGAACACUGGGGCGACGAAGGAUUUCACUCCGUCCACCAGACUUCGACUAGCCUGGGCUCUCACCUUGGCGUACUAUUCAAACCCUAGUGACUGCUCCAACUCGAGUGAUAUUGUCUUUGGACUCACUGUGACCGGGCGCGGUGCGCCGGUUGCUGGCAUUGCUGAUAUGACCGGACCAACCAUUGCUACAGUCCCUUUCCGUGUUCAGCUGAACUGGGAUAGCACUGUGGUGCAGUGCCUUCGUGAGAUUCAGGAUCACUCCGCCCGCAUGAUCCCCAAUGAACAGAUGGGAUUGCAGAAUAUUCAGCGAUUGAGUGAUGAAGCAGCGUCUGCUUGUCAGUUUCAGAAUCUGCUGGUGAUUCAGCCCCGCCGCGAAAGCCAGGGGCGGGAUUUAUUUAUCCAGGGGGAGGGGGCUGUCAGGUCUGAUGAAGGAGCGUUUGCAUCCCAUGCGCUCACUUUAUUAUGUGAACUUCUACCGGACUCAAUUGAAGUGGAAGCGAUUUACGAUCUGCGGGUGAUCCAGGAGAGUGAGGUGGAGCGGCUUUUAUGUCAGCUCCAACAUGUGAUGACACAGAUCCACGAGAAGUCGGAUGCAAUGAUCAAAGAUCUUGGUGUGCUGAGCCCUGAGGAUCAGCGACAGUUGCAGCAAUGCAACUGUGAAGUUCCUUUAGUCAAUCGGUGCGUCCAUGAGCUGAUUCUCGAGCGCUGCCUAGCUCAGCCAGAUGUUCUUGCCGUGUGCGCAUGGGACGGUGAUAUGACCUAUCGAGAGCUAGAUAGGCUGUCCUCCAUCCUGGCCGCGCGCCUGACGGCACAAGGAGUUGGGCCUGAGGUAUAUGUCCCAUUGUGCUUUGAAAAAUCCCGAUGGACAGCUGUGGCCAUGGUUGGAGUCAUGAAAGCGGGCGGGGCCUUUGUCUUGCUGGAUUUGUUACACCCGGCGGCACGACUGCAGAGUAUCUGCCGGGUUGUAUCGGCCUCGGUGAUUGUAGCAUUGCCGCAGAAUGAAGAGAUGGCGGCCAUUCUGGCGGCCGAAAUAGGGGCACAGGUAAUUACAAUCGGGGCGUCAGAUGCGAUAGACCGGCAUGAGAGCCACGGUGACGGCGGCAAUUUCGGUACAGCAUCGUCUGUUGCUCCCAGUAAUGCUGCAUACGCGGUUUUCACCUCCGGCUCAACUGGGGAACCAAAGGGCGUUAUAAUUCCGCAUAGUGCUUAUUGCACGGGCGCAAUGGCCCACAGUAAAGCCCUUGGUCUAACGGACAAGUCGCGGGUCUUUCAAUUCUCGUCUUAUGCGUUCGAUAACAGUAUCUCGGAUCAUCUUACUACUUUGGUCAAAGGAGGAUGUGUAUGCGUGCCCUCAGAGGCUGCCAGAUGGAGUAAUCUUCCUCAAGCGAUAUCGGACUUGAAAGCAAAUUUGUGCUGGCUCACUCCAUCUGUUGCUAGAGGAAUCCAGCCGGCAGACCUCUCGGUUGAAACACUUAUUCUCACUGGAGAGGCACCAGCGGAAAGGGAUAUUUCCCAGUGGGUUGGGAAUGUGGAGUUGUUCAACGAUUAUGGGCCUGCUGAAUGUUCGGUGAUUUCGACAAUUCAGAGAUAUGCCACUAAAUCCUCCGAUCCUACCAACAUCGGCUUCGCAACGGGCGGUGUGUGUUGGGUCGUCCACCCGCAGGACCAUGAUAAACUAUUGCCCAUUGGUGCAGUAGGGGAGCUGCUGAUUGAAGGCCCGAUUGUGGGACGAGGCUAUCUCAAUGAGCCGCAGAAAACUAUAGCCGCCUUUAUCACGCCACCUGCCUGGCUAAGUCACUAUCGCCAUGAUCAGAGCUUGCCGAGACAAAUUUAUAAGACUGGGGACUUGGUGCAGUACACGGCAGACCUGUCACUUCGCUUCAUUGGGCGUAAAGAUACACAAGUCAAGCUCCGUGGGCAGCGCAUUGAACUGAGUGAGGUUGAAUAUCACGUGCAGAGGUGCUUCCCUGAUGCUCGUGAUGUCGUCACGGAGGUAGUGCUACCGAUGGGGGCUGGCCGUGAGGCUACGCUGGUCGCUUUCAUCCGCACCAACAGUCAGGAAGAUCAUGACCAUCCUGAGAAUAUAUUUGCGGCACCCUUCGACGCCUUCCACGUUGCCAUUCUCGUGGCAGAGUCAGCCCUUGAGGAGGUUUUACCUUCGUAUAUGGUGCCCGCUGUGUUCUUACCGCUUGUUAACUUGCCGCUCACGGUCAGUGGCAAGACAGACCGGCGUCUGCUUCGUAAGCGUGCGGCAGCGCUCUCUCGGUCUGAGAUUGACGCAUACAGUAGCUCUAGUGCACAUGAAAAGCGAGCCCCCGUGACCGAAGCCGAACACACAUUACAGCUUCUGUGGGCGCGUGUCUUAAACCGGUCACUAGAUUCCAUAAGUGCCAACGAUAGCUUCUUCCGCUUGGGUGGGGAUUCCAUUGCGGCCAUGAGGCUCUGUGGAAUAGCUCGCAAGGAAGGAUUUUCUCUCGCUGUUGCAGACAUAUUUCAGCAACCAAGACUGGCCAACCUUGCGAUUUGCCUGCAGCCCACAUUAGAAACUCCUCUGGAAAGCAUGGCCCCGUUCUCUCUGCUCGGUUCGGCUCAGGAUGUCAUUUUAGAUUUAGCAGUGGAGCAGUGCCAAGUCCAGCGGGACCAGAUCGUCGAUAUCUAUCCAUGUACCGCUCUGCAGGAGGGUCUGAUGGCCCUCACAGCCAAGAAGACAGGUUCCUACAUCGCGCAUUUCUCUUACCACCUGCCCGAGGAUAUUGAUCUGGGUCAUUUCCAAGCUACAUGGAACGCAGUGGCAAUUGCAAACCCCAUCUUAGACACGAGAAUCAUCCAGAGCAUUGAUCAGGGUUGUUUCCAAGUGGUAGUGCCGGGCACCAUGCAGUGGAAUAUUGAACGAGAUGGAGAGGAUCCCAUGGCUCCCCAUGCAACUCCAUCAUUCGGCCUGGGUGAGCCCCUGGUCCGGGCGACCAUCAUCCCCAGUCUGGGUAGAUUCAUCCUUGCCAUGCACCACGCCGUGUAUGAUGCCUGGUCCCUGCCUCUGCUCCUACAGCAGGCCGAAGCAGCCUUCCAGGGCCAUUCUCUGACCUCUCAAUCGUUCAGUCCAUUUAUAUCAUAUCUCUCUAAGUCUGAGUUUACCGCGGAGACCUUCUGGCGGUCUGAGUUGACCGACGUUAAUGUCAUCACCUUUCCUCCACUCCCGACCCCAGGAUACAACCCAACUCCCAAUGAGUCCUUGAUGCAUACCAUUCCGUUGCCACAGAGCCCUUGGGAUGAUUUUACCCCCUCCACUAAGCUCCGACUCGCAUGGGCCCUCGCUCAGGCGCGGUAUUCCAACAGCAUGGAUGUGGUUUUCGGACUGACUGUGACAGGUCGUGGUGCACCCGUAAAUGGGGGGGCCUCUGUCGGUCAGAUGUUGAAAAAGGUGCAAGACCAAUCCACCCGGAUGCUGCCAUUUGAGCAUAUUGGCUUACAGAAGCUUCAACGCCUUGGUGAUGAUGCGCUCGCUGCCUGUCAAUUUCAGAGCCUGCUUGUCAUUCAACCGGAAGCGGGAGACCGUGACAGUCUUAGAUUUUUUAUAGAAGAGAAAGAUCCGAUCUCGGAUCAAGCCCUUGGAGCGUUCACGACCUACGCACUAACUCUGUUGUGUGAGCUCUCUCCCAACGCAGUAAAUGUGCAAGCGAUGUAUGAUCCUAGAGUUAUUCAGCCUCUGGAGGUACAGCGCAUCCUUCACCAGUUUACGCAUGUAAUGAACCAGAUCUGCCAAAUGCCUGAAGUAUCUAUCCAAGAUGUCAGCGGGGUGAGUCCAGAGGAUCUACGCCAGUUAGAGCAGUGGAACGGGAUACCGCAAGAGCCAGUCCACCAGUGCGUGCAUGAGAUGAUUAAAGAAAAAUGCCUCGCCCAACCAGAUGCAGAAGCCGUGAACGCAUGGGAUGGCGACUUCACCUAUCAAGAGCUUCAUCAGCUUUCUGAAGCACUCACUUCGCACCUGACUGGACUGGGGCUUGGGAUUGGCCCAGAAACCAUCACACCACUGUUGUUUGAGAAGUCACGAUGGACCAUAGUGGCAAUGCUUGCAGUCAUCAAGAUGGGAGGGAUAUUUGUGAUGCUGGAUCCAUCGUAUCCACUGGCACGACUCCACCAUAUCUGCUCUAUAGUGUCCGCGAGCCUCAUAAUCACAUCCGGGCUGAAUAAAGCAAUUGCAGCGGACCUAGUAGCAGAAAUAGUGGUGAUUGGAGAUGAUCACACUACAUGGCGUAACACCGGCCGUUCGGGGACUGUUCCCAUAGUGAGCCCAGAGAACACACUGUGUGUGGUGUUUACAUCAGGUUCUACGGGCACACCAAAAGGGGCUGUCAUCUCCCAUACAGGAUAUUGUACGAUGGUCUUAUCACAAGCCCCGCUUCUAGGCCUUGUCCGAGAUUCUCGAGUCUUCCAGUUUUUAUCAUAUGCAUUUGAUAUGGGGAUAUUCGAUCACCUAGCUACCUUAAUUACUGGGGGAUGUAUUUGUGUACCUUGUGAUGCGGAUCGGCGGAGCGAUCUAGUCGGGGCCUUGAGGCAGUAUAGGGCCACCUUCGUGAUGCUUACCCCAACUGUGGCCAAGCUGCUUCAGCCGGCUGAGGUUCCAUUUUUGAAAACCCUGGUUGUUGGGGGAGAAACGGUGGUCACUAGUGACUUUCGGAAAUGGGAGGAUUCGGUACAUUUUGUGAAUGUGUGGGGGCCAGCAGAAUGUACAUUUGCAUCAACGGCCCAACCCCAGUUCUUGAAGAGAUUGGAUCAUGACAACCUGGGACACCAAACAGCCUGUGUUUGUUGGAUUGUGGACCCGUUGAAUCAUCAGAAGCUCCUGCCCAUUGGUGCCAUCGGCGAAGUGCUCAUUGAAGGUCCCAAUGUAGGCCGUGGCUAUGUCAACGCUCCAGCCCAGACUGCUGCAGCAUUUAUUCGUCCUCCAACCUGGCUCAAGCGAUUCCGGGACGUUCCUGCUGCCACUCGGCUCUAUAAGUCGGGAGAUCUAGUCCAGUAUGCUCCAGAUGGAUCUCUCCGCUUCAUUGGUCGCAAAGACAACCAGGUCAAGAUUCGCGGCCAACGGACAGAGCUUGGCGAGAUUGAGCAUCUUGUCCGGAAAGUUUUCCAUGGUGUUCACGACGUGGUUGCGGAGGUUGUGACUCCCGUUGGUCGGCAACCAAUGCUGGUGGCCUUCAUUAAGGUGGAUGAUCCAGAUAGGGAUAACCAUCAUUCAGAGGAAAUCAUUGCUGCACCCACGGAGGCUUUUCAGAGACUCAUCCUCACGGCUGAAGCCUCCUUGCAAGAAUCAGUCCCGAUACACAUGGUCCCGGCGCUGUUCCUGCCUCUAAGAACGGUCCCACUGACUAUGACGGAGAAGACCGAUCGACGACGGCUUCGUGAGCGGGCGGCCCUGCUCUCCCCAGCCGAGAUGGAGGCCUAUAGGUGUCCGACUGUAAAGAAGCGAUUGCCCACUACCGCAGCUGAGCGAACUCUGCAGCAGUGGUGGGCACUGGUCCUGAAUAUCCCUCCCGAAUCCAUUGGGCUUGAUGACAGCUUCUUUCGUCUGGGAGGUGACUCUGUCUUGGCCAUGCAAAUAUCAGCUCUCGCUCGAGCUACUGGACAGUUUCUGGAUGUCGCGGAUAUUUUUCACAGCAAGACCCUCUCGAGAAUGGGUCCGCUUUUGACCAUGGGCCGUCACGGCCCGCUCAAAACGAAGGACGAAGUGGAGAUAGCUUUCGCCCUCUCUCCCUUACAGUUCUGGUUCUUUGAACUUGGGCACCAUGGAACGCAGCCUAAAAACCGGAGCUUCUUGGUCCCUCUUGCCAAAAGGGUUGUCCCGAGAGACCUGAUGCAUGCCAUCCACCUCCUUGCCCAGGAGCAUUCCAUGUUACGCGCCCGUUUCCGCCAGGCUGACGAUGGCUGCUGGACUCAGGUCAUCAUGGCCGAAGUCGACUGCAGUCACCAGUAUCAACAUUGCCGCGUUUCCUCACUCCCGGAAGCCAGAGAAACUAUGUUGACCAUCCAGCACAAUCUCGACAUUCGGAAUGGUCCUCUAUUUGCAGUGGCCUUAAUCGAUGUCGGCGCUGUUCAGCAAUAUAUCUUCCUGGUGGCUCACUACCUGAUCUUCGAUCUGGGUUCCUGGAGAGUCCUUUUGGGGGAUCUGGAUGAGGCGCUUCAGCAUGGACAGCUCUCCAAGACCCCGACUCAGUCAUUUCACACUUGGUGCCGGUUGCAGGAAACACGCCUCCAGACGAUUCGGGCCCCCACGCAAGCCCAGGCCCCAGCUCCCCAGAAUUACUGGGGUUUGGGGAUGCGGGGCCUCCAGGACUCGAAAACUUCCCACAUCUUCCUCCACGGGGGCUUCACCCUGGAUGCGGAGGUCACUAACGCCCUCUACGGUAGCGCGAAUGGUGCUCUUCGAACCCAGCCGGUGGAGAUCUUGCAGGCCGCCCUCUGGCACGCCUUCGUCCGCAUCUUCCCAGACCGGCCUCCGCCAACCAUCUUCAGCGAAGGCCCAGAACGGGAUAUGUGGCAUUCCACCAUCGACCUGACCCGGACGGUGGGCCGGGUCACCAUCAUGCAGCCUACCUGUGUCGACAUGAGGAACGAUGACAACGGUGAUAUAGUCCAAGUGGUCCGACACACCAAGGACGCCCGCCGGUUAACUGCGAGCAGCCGCGUAUGGGCCUCUUGCGCCUGCUCUGUGCUGCACACGAAGGACUCCGCGCUUUUCCUGCCAUUGGAUGGGGUGGAGAUCGGGUUCAGCGAUCUAGGCAGAUACCGACCGUUGGGAAGCCCGACGACAGUCCUGCGGCCCCCGAUUCAACCGGAUCUUCAAGUGCCGGAGAUAACGAGGGAGCUGUUCCGAUUCGCGCUGAUCGAAGUGAUCGCGGUGGUAGAGCAGGACCGUCUAAGGUUGUCCUUCUCAUACGGCCAGCAUAUGAGACAUCAAGAAGCCAUCGCCAAAUGGAUCAUCCAAUGCGAGCAGUCCCUUCGGGACGCUGUGCACCAGCUAUCUACUCUGGAUACCCCUCAAUUCUCUCUAUCCGACUUUCCGCUCUUGUCACUCACUUGCCGCAACAUCGAUGCAUUCUUGCAUCAGACGCUGUCCCAAAAUGGCGUGCAACUCGAAGACCUCGAAGACGCUUACCCGAGUUCGCCCAUUCAGCAGGGAAUCCUUAUCAGCCAGGCCAAGGACCCCCAGUGCUACCAAUCGAGGUUCCGAUGGAAGAUUGUUCCGAAGGUGGGAUCCAUGCCCGUCGAUAUCGCCCGGUUCCAGCAGGCUUGGCAGCAUGUCGUCGAUCGACACGCCAUCCUCCGCACGCUUUUCGUGGACAGUGUCUCAAGAGAUGGAUAUUGCGAUCAGGUCGUGAGGAGUUCGGUUCAAGCCAAUAUUCAGGUAAUCGACGCAACAGACAAGGACCCCAUAGCCGCCCUAGAGAGCUGCCCCCGUUCCACAUACCCCCUUGGGCAACCGCCACAUCGACUUCUCCUUUGCAUCACAUCCACUAGAAUGGCCUGUAUGCUGGACAUCAGCCACAGUCUCAUUGACGCACACUCGAUUCGCAUCAUUCGCCAAGACCUCCUUCGCGCGUACGACGGGCUGUUAACGGCGGGGCGGGGUCCGCCGUAUCGCAACUACCUGGCCUAUCUGCACAAUCAACCGGAAAACCCGGCGAAAAAGUACUGGCAAACCUACCUUGAUCAAGUCUCGCCGUGUCUUGUCCCUACAUCAAGCAGUGGAGACUCGAGAAGCCCGCAUGAAAAGGGGCUCCAGUCCGUCCACAUCCGCGUUGAGGAGGGAGCCCUCCUUCACGAAUUCUCUCAACUUUAUGAAGUGACCCUGUCAAACCUGUUACAGGUCGCCUGGGGUCUAGUCCUUCGGAGCUAUACCAGUUCUGACUCGGUGUGUUUUGGCUACCUGAGCUCCGGCCGGGACUUGCCCGUGCCGGAAGUCCAGGAAAUGGUCGGGCCUUUGAUCAACCUGCUUGUGUGCCGCAUGAAGGUGACGCCAAACCGGUCCGUUCAUUCCCUGCUGCAAGACACCCACGCCGAAUAUCUGCAAAGUCUGCCUUACCAGCAUUACUCAUUGGCAGAUAUUGUGCACCAGGCCAGUCAGUCCGGUCAGCCGUUGUUUAACACGAUCAUCUCCGUGCAGCGCCUCUGGGGGGCUGAAAAGACCAUGGAGCCCACUAGCAUUGAGUUGGAAGAUGUUCCAGGAGAAGAUCCGACAGAGUAUGACGUGGCCGUGACCAUCGGCAUUGAUGCCGACCAUGUAGACAUCCACUUAAGCUCCUGGACAACCAGUUCGGGUGACCGUCACUUGUCUGACAUGGCGCACACGUUCCGACAGGUGAUCCUGGAGAUGGUUCACCGACCAAACGAUGAGGCGAGGCACCUCGACAUCAUAAGUCCCCGGGAUCGGAGCCAGAUCUACGCCUGGAAUGAGCACGUCCCCGAAUGCAUUGGCCGGUGCGUCCACGACCUCAUCCUCGAGCGCUGCGUGAAGCAGCCGAGCGCACCGGCAAUAUGCGCAUGGGAUGGAGAUCUCAGCUAUCAAGAGCUGGAUCAGCUCUCCAACGCACUGGCAGCACACCUGGUUGGACUGGGAAUCGGCCCAGAGACGUUCGUGCCUCUCUGUUUCGAGAAAUCCAUGUGGACCCCUGUAGCCAUGCUUGGAGUCAUGAAGGCUGGGGGAGCCUUUGUGCUGCUGGACCCGUCACACCCGCUAUCUCGACUCCAGGCCAUCUGCCGUACGCUAUCGCCUGAGCUGAUUGUGACGUUACCGAUGAACGCGGCACGAGCAGCGGACUUGGUCCCUAAUCGGCCUGUGGUCGUGAUGGGGGCCGACCAAAUAGAAUGGUGUAUAGAAACCCUAAUCGAAAAACCAUCCGCUGUAGCAUGUCAUAAUGCUGUUUACGCAGUCUUUACCUCGGGAUCAACGGGUACGCCUAAAGGAGUGGUUAUACCCCAUGCAUCGUUUUGCACGAGUGCCUUGUCACAAGCUCCGAUCCUUGGACUCUCUGGCAAUUCUCGGGUGUUUCAAUUUGCCUCGUAUGCAUUUGAUGUGAGUAUCUUUGACCAUUUGGUAACACUGAUGGUUGGGGGGUGUAUAUGUGUUCCCAGUGAGGAUGAUCGACAAAACGCUCUUCUCGGCUCUAUCCAGUCCUUUGAAGCGACUCACAUGGUGUUAACCCCCUCAGUAGCAAAGAUCCUGCAGCCUAAAGCUCUACCAUUGUUGAAGACCUUGGUUCUUGGGGGAGAAAUGUUGUUCGCGGAUGAUUUCAUGGAAUGGAUGAACCAUAUGCAGAUCAUUAAUCAAUAUGGGCCUGCUGAGUGCUCCGUGGGAUGUACCAUUCAAUCGCAAAUCACAAGCAGCGUCGACCACAGUAGGAGCAAUAUUGGUUAUGGAAUUGGAUGCGUCUGCUGGAUUGUAGACCCUUGUGAUUCGAACCAGCUCAAGCCCAUCGGUGCCGUGGGAGAAUUGUUGAUCGAAGGCCCAAUUGUGGGACGUGGCUAUCUGAUUGAUGAGACGCAGAAUGCCACGGCAUUCAUCCCAAGGCCAGAUUGGCUAUCUCAGUUCCGCGGGAAUCAGAAUUCUGGAGGCCUAGUGUACAGGACUGGGGAUCUAGUGCAAUACAAUGCGACGGACGGAUCCCUCUACUUCAUCGGUCGCAAGGACACCCAGGUGAAACUCCGUGGCCAGCGUAUUGAACUAGGGGAGAUUGAGUAUCAUACCCGACAGUGUUUCCCGGGUGCAACGGAGGUAGUAGUGGAUGUGGUUGUGCCUGUGGAGACCGGCCGAGCAACACAGCUGGUGGCUUUUGUGUUGGCCGAGAGGCUGCUCGAUGACCACUCCAGGGAGGAAAGGAAGAACAACUUCACCCCGCCUACACAGGCAUUUCAUGCAGCCAUAGCUAUGGCCGAGUCUCAUCUUCAUAAUGCGUUCCCAGGCUACAUGGUGCCCACCCUGUUUCUGCAAUUGAGGACUGUCCCACUCACGGCAACUGGGAAGAUUGACCGACGUUACCUCCGCGAGCAGGCGGCUUCCCUUUCGUGGGUGGAAGCUAAAUCGUUACAUGCACCCAUGAAAAAGCGAAUGCCUGCCACCACUGCAGAAGAGACGGUUCAGCGCCUCUGGGCCCUGGUAUUGAACAUUCCCCAAGAGACCAUUGGCGCCAAUGACAGCUUCUUCCACCUCGGCGGGGACUCGAUAGCAGCCAUCAAGCUGGCUGGGAUGGCUCGAGAGGACAAUUUUGUUCUUAAAGUGGCCGAUGUCUUUCAGCACCCGAAGCUCUCGUCGCUCUCCACUCACCUUCGACCCUUUCAUUCACCUGCUCUAGAGAUCCCUGCUCCAUUCUCCCUGCUGAAGCCGGCUCGAGCACGUGAGGCUAUCUUGAACCUGGCCACCAUUCAGUGCCAUGUGUCUCCCUCGCAGAUAAACGAUAUUUAUCCCUGCACAGCCCUCCAAGAAGGCCUCAUAGCCCUGACUGCCAAGAGACGCGGCGCCUAUACCGCCUGCUUUUCGUAUAAUCUGCCUGGUAAUAUCUGCAUGGACGACUUCCGCGCGGCAUGGAACGCUGUAGCGAGCGCCAACCCCAUACUCCACUCAAGGAUCAUCGAGGGCCAUAACUUGGGGUGUUUUCAGGUAAUUGUGCCCAGUGAGAUCAAGUGGGCCGUCUAUGGGAAUGAGAACGCUCCUCGCGCCGAAAGGGAGGCAUCCACAGCAUCUUUUGGCCUUGGUGAGCCACUGAUCCGUGUAUUCGUGAUUCAACAUCCUGGUAGCCGCAUGUCUCAUCGGUUCCUACUGGCCAUGCAUCAUGCGGUGUACGACGCAUGGUCUCUACCUCUGCUUCUGGAGCAGGUAGCGUCUGCCUUGCAGGGCAAGCCGUUGGUUCCCCGGCCAUUCAGCCCUUUCAUCUCCUAUCUCUUGGAGUCCAAGGCUACAGCGGAAGCGUUCUGGCAGGGUGAAUUCACUGGCCUGAGUACUACCUGCUUUCCACAAUUGCCCUCUCCAACGUAUGCACCCACACCAACGGAUGUGCUCACCCAUGUUGUUCCGCUGAGUGGCGCGAAGAGUGAUUUCACUCUGUCGACAAAGAUCAGACUAGCCUGGGCCCUCACCAUAUCUCACUAUUCUGGUACACAGGACGUUGUCUUUGGAUUGACUGUGACUGGACGUGGUGCACCGGUCCGUGCUGUUGAGCAGAUGACUGGACCAACUUUUGCUACCAUACCCCUUCGUGUUCAGCUCAAUCGGGAGAACACGAUUGCACAGACACUCAAGGAGAUCCAAGAUCAUUCUGCUCGGAUCCUUCCAUAUGAACAGAGUGGACUCCAGUAUAUUCCCUCGCCAGGGACGACCCUGCCAGUAUUGUUUACUAAAGAUGACAUGGUGUCUGACCAGACGGCAUUUACCACCUAUGCUCUAACAAUCCAAUGUGACUUGGGGUCUGACUUCGUGGAAAUGGAAGCAGCCUACGAUCCUCAAGUCAUCGGCAAAUUCCAGGUGCAGCAGAUGCUGUAUCACCUAGCACAUAUAGUCACUCAGAUUGAUCAGCAACCGGAUAUCUUGCUAAAGAAUAUUGACAAAAUUAGCCCGGCGAAUCAGCAACAGCUCGAGGAGUGGAAUGGAAAUGAGCCAGAGAGAGUCAGCCGUUGUGUACACGAGCUUAUAGAGUCUCAGUGUCAGGCACGGCCAUCUGCACCCGCUAUAUGCGCUUGGGAUGGUGAAUUCACAUACAGCCAGCUAAAUGCGUUAUCAUCAAAUUUGGCCGCCCACCUGGUCAGUCACGGGGUAGGACCAGAGACAUUCGUGCCACUGUGCUUUGAGAAGUCGCGUUGGACCCCUGUAGCCAUGGUUGGGGUCAUGAAAGCCGGCGGGGCAUUUGUACUGCUAGACCCCUCGCACCCAACUGCAAGGUUGCAGAGCAUCAGCCGCACAAUAUCAGCUAAGGUAAUUGUGGCAUCCGCGUUGAACACGAAGUUGGCAGGAGAAUUAGGCGUCAAUGUGGUGACAGUGGGUGACGGGGAGAUGGAAUGGCAUCAGGUAAUUGGAAGAAGAGCAGUAUUAGCAACCCCAAAGAAUGCCGUCUAUGCAGUUUUCACCUCUGGCUCCACUGGGAUCCCGAAAGGCGCAGUCAUCGAGCAUGCCUCAUUCUCCACGGCUAGCCUGGCACAAAUCAAGGCAAAAAAAUUCACUAGUGAUCAACGUGUCUUUCAGUUCUCCUCAUAUGCCUUCGAUACAUGCAUCGCAGACCAAAUCACCACCCUUGUGGCGGGUGGAUGUAUUUGCAUUCCCUCGGAGUCUGAUCGUAUGGAGAAUAUGGGCAAGGCAAUUCAAGAUAUGCAUGCAAACCAAGUUGAAUUGACACCUUCUGUCGCACGAACUUUAACGCCAGAUGAUCUCGCCGGAAUUCUGACGCUAGGUUUAGGUGGAGAGGCGGUGUUACCCAGUGAUAUUAUUCGAUUUGGGGGAACCAAAAUCUGCUUGAUCAAUACAUAUGGGCCUGCCGAAUGUUGCGUUGAAGCCACUGCGCAAUGUGGAGGCCUGAGUGCCGAGGACCCGCAGGUAAUAGGAAAAGGGAUUGGGUGUGUUUGCUGGGUUGUUGAUCAGCAGGAUCACAACAUAUUACAGCCAGUUGGCGCUGUGGGGGAGCUGCUCAUCGAGGGUCCAAUUGUCGGGCGUGGCUAUCUCAAUGACCCCGAGAAAACAGAUGCUGUCUUUGUUGAACCACCUCCUUGGCUACAACAUUUCCGGCGCGUUAGCCCACUCCGAAAACUAUACAAGACUGGUGACUUGGUUCAAUACACUAUAAAUGGGUCACUUCGUUUUGUUGGUCGCAAAGACACUCAGGUGAAGGUCCGCGGCCAGCGGAUUGAGCUGGGUGAGGUUGAGCAUCACACACGUCAGAGCUUCCCUGGAGCCCGUGAUGUUGUGGUUGAGGUGAUCACCCCGGUAGAUGAAGCCAGACCGCCGAUUUUGGUAGCCUUUGUCUCAUGGACUCCCCUAGAUCAUGGCUCUGAUCAUGACACCAGCGUUGAUGGUCACAAUGAAAUUCUCGCCGCGCCAACACGAGGCUUCGCUGCUGCGAUAGUCAUGGCCAAGGCCCGUAUGCAGUACGCAGUGCCGAGCUAUAUGGUCCCGGGGCUAUUUUUGCCCCUGGUUGCUCUUCCGCUAACAUCAUCGGGAAAGACUGACCGGCGCCUGCUCCGGGAGCAUGUCGCCAAAAUGUCACGAACGGAGGUUGAAACCUACAGUGGGUUUGAGAUCAAACACCGGACGCCGACUACGGCGGCAGAGAUUGUGCUGCAGCAGCUGUGGGCGAAGGUGUUGAAUAUAGCGCCCGACACUAUUAGCACUCAUGACGGUUUCUUCCAUCGGGGUGGCGACUCAAUCGCGGCGAUGCGGCUGACUAGCGCCGCGCGCGAUGAUGGCUUCCGCCUGAGUGUGGCCGAUGUCUUCAACUACCCAACGCUUUCCAAGCAAUCGACGGUCAUAUCUCCGACAUCUACGGAUCUACCUCUCCCUGUAGAGCCUGCACCCUUCUCGAUGCUUCCUUCUGCAGACCCUGAAUCUUUUCUCCGUGAAACACUCACUCCCCACAUGUCUUUUGACCGAGAACAGGUUCUGGACGCGUUUCCCACCACGGAAUUCCAGGCGCAGUGUGUCCAUCCUUACCCAUGCAAAUAUUUUAUUUUGCACAUUCCUGGGUCUGUCGACCAAGAUCGUCUCCAAUAUGCCUGCCAUGCUCUCAGUCAGCGGUACUCUAUCUUACGGGCUGCCUUUUGUCCCUCCAACCAAGGUGUGAUUCAAGUCACCCUCCGCCAAGUGGAUGUCGAAAUGGACCGCUUUGAAGUCAAUGAUGAGGACCCAGUGAGCGUUUCGAAAUCCCUCUGUCACCAAGAUUCUGCGACUCCACCAGCCUUUGGCGUCCCUCCCUACAAGGCAUUCCUUGUUUCGAAGGGAAACCGGAAUCACGUCCUAAUAAUUCGCCUAUCUCACGCACAGUAUGAUGGCAUCUCCAUCCCAGUGUUGUAUCAGGAUCUGGUGGCGGCGUACCAUGGAGACAUACUGUCCCCCACCCCAAGUUUUUCUCUCUACAUUCAGUAUCGAUUAUCACGUAAAUCCGCCGAGGUAUAUCAAUUUUGGCACGACUUUCUAGAAAAUGCAUCAAUGACCCAACUGGACUGUAGCGCUAUUGGGGGUAUAUGUACAGCGGAGGAUAUCUCUGUGUCUGUCACCAAGUGGGUGUCCGUCUCUGGCGCACCACGCUGGGUUACCAUGGCUUCUGUCGUCAAUGCCGCCUGGUCGUUGGUCCUGGCACAACUGGUGCGCCGAAGAGAUCUGGUGUUCGGGCAACUGGUUAGCGGGCGCAAUGUUCCCAUCACGGGAGCAGAGAGAAUCCUGGGUCCCUGUAUCGGCGUCAUUCCCAUGCGAGUCAUGCUUCAACGAACUUUGACCGCCGGGGAUCUGUUAGACCACGUCCAGACUCAGUAUUCUCGCAUCCUCCCGUUCGAAACCUCGGGCCUGCGGGAUAUCGUCCAGCAUAGCACGACAUGGCCGGCCUCCACCGAUUAUCAGAUCGUGGUCCACCAUGAGAACAUCGGACGGGAUUCUCCUUAUUCCCUGGAUGGGAUUGAGUGCACAUCGAUGGUCAUCGCCCCUCCUCUCCGCUCCGAAGGGCUUCAAGGUUCAUUCGGAGCAGAUUGA
Penicillium malachiteum is the source of this 17502-nucleotide messenger RNA. RefSeq names its product nonribosomal peptide synthetase. Gene Ontology annotation, biological process: secondary metabolite biosynthetic process; amino acid activation for nonribosomal peptide biosynthetic process. NCBI's taxonomy places the organism in Eukaryota, Fungi, Ascomycota, Eurotiomycetes, Eurotiales, Aspergillaceae. The coding region runs from base 1 to 17502 and encodes 5833 amino acids. The transcript is spliced from 3 exons. Gene Ontology annotation, cellular component: cytoplasm. The record is from RefSeq and is a predicted model, not a curated record. Gene Ontology annotation, molecular function: phosphopantetheine binding; catalytic activity.